Aspergillus niger is the source of this 1017-nucleotide messenger RNA. RefSeq lists its product as uncharacterized. Gene Ontology annotation, molecular function: protein binding. The coding region runs from base 1 to 1017 and encodes 338 amino acids. The transcript has 3 exons. Gene Ontology annotation, cellular component: Golgi apparatus. The record is from RefSeq and is a predicted model, not a curated record. Lineage: Eukaryota; Fungi; Ascomycota; Eurotiomycetes; Eurotiales; Aspergillaceae. Gene Ontology annotation, biological process: Golgi organization.
AUGUUCGGGGCUCUGAAUCGGUUUAUUGGCUUGGAUGCCGAGCCUACCCGGCAGGCGCGGGCUCAAAGCACCAGCGACAACUCGUUUGGAUUCCAGGUCCUUCGCAACAAGGAUGCGGAGCUCCCUCUAGAGCCGUGGUUCGAUUUCAUUGAGGAUCCCGACCCCAACCUCUUCGCUACGGAAGUGCGCAACUGCGCCGGAUCCAGCGUGACCUUUGAAGUCUGGAGCGCCAAGGGUCAAAAAACACACACCGUCUCCAUCCCCGUCCCCGCAUCCAACCCCGAUCUGGGCCUGGCGCUCCAACUAGCCCCCCUCUCCUCCACGCAAAACAUCUGGCACGUCCUGUCGAUCCCCUCUCCGCUCAGUCCCGCCUACCGCGCAGGCCUCCUUCCACACUCCGACUACAUUAUCGGCACUCCAAGCGGGACAUUACGUGGGGAAUCGGCACUUGGCGAGCUUGUCGAAGACCACCUGAACCGCACACUAGUCCUAUGGGUAUACAACAGCGAGUUUGAUGUGGUGCGCGAGGUCGAGCUGGUGCCUACACGGGGCUGGGGAGGUGAGGGAGCUCUUGGCGCAGAAUUGGGCUUUGGAGCACUACACCGGUUACCGGUCGGCCUGGGUGAGGAAGUAGAAGGUCCAGGAGAGGUGGUUUUUGAGACGCGGGACGAUGGCUCAUCCGCGCCGGUAGUGGAAGCUCUGGGCCAGGGACCCCCGCCGUCUGGGCAUUUCCUGGUCCCGGCUAACAUGACCUCUCCUCCGCCGUUGUCGGGGCCACCGAGGAAUUUGGCAGCGUCGCCAGCUAGUCAUUCGUCUGCGGGUCGGCGGCAUAAGACGCGUCAUACAGGAUCAGCUGCUGCAGUGUCGUUUGAUGACUACUUUGCGGAGGGCGAGCAGAAGAGCAAGGAACAAGACUUCGCGCCGUCUCGCAGGGGAACGCCGCUACCGCCUCCGCCCAAGGCUGGGGUGCGGUCACCGCCUAGCUCGGGCAGUCCGGCGCCAGCGGCUGCCGAAUAG